Messenger RNA from Carassius auratus (goldfish), 1305 nucleotides. RefSeq names its product major histocompatibility complex class I-related gene protein-like. The record is from RefSeq and is a predicted model, not a curated record. The transcript has 7 exons. NCBI's taxonomy places the organism in Eukaryota, Metazoa, Chordata, Actinopteri, Cypriniformes, Cyprinidae. Gene Ontology annotation, cellular component: external side of plasma membrane. Gene Ontology annotation, biological process: immune response. The coding region runs from base 1 to 1083 and encodes 360 amino acids.
AUGACGUUCAUCAUAUUCUUCAUCUACAUAACUUUUGUUUACUCAGAGUUGCACACCUUCGUCACACUUUACACUGAAAUAAAUGGAAUUGCAGGAAUCCCAGAGUUUUCUGCAGUAACUACUCUGGAUGGACGACAGAUUGAUUAUUAUGACAGUGAGAUAAAGAAGCUGAUUCCCAGACAGGACUGGAUGAAGGAGUUUAUGUCUGGAGACAGAUUUAAAGAAUACGCUGAGAUUAGAGAACGAGUACAGCAGACCAACAAAAUCAACAUUACUGUUCUAAUGCAGCAACUCAGUCAGUCACGUGGUGUUCACACGUAUCAGAGGUUUUAUGGAUGUGGUUUGGGUGACUCUGGAGCUUUAGAAGGGGUUGAUCUGCACGGUUAUGAUGGAAAUGAUUUUAUCUCACUAGAUGUGAAGGAGCUCAGAUACAUCACAGCUGUACGAAAGGGAGUAAUAACAACAGAGAAGUGGAAUAAUGACAGAGCACAGCUUGAAUUACUGAAUGAAUACUACCGACAUGAGUGUGUUAACUGGAUAAAACAUUUCUUGAUGUUAAGAAAAGUGGAUUUAGAGAGAAGAGGUACUCCUGUAGUGUCUCUGUUACAGAGGCAUCCCUCAUCUCCUGUAGUGUGUCAUGCCACAGGUUUUUACCCAUCAGGACUAACUAUCAACUGGUUAAAAAAUAGAGAGGAGCACCAUGAGGAUGUGGAGCUUGGACAGCUACUACCAAAUGAAGAUGGUACCUUCCAGAAGACUUCUACCCUCUAUAUUACACCAGAAGAGUGGGAGAAGAACCAGUUUGUUUGUGAGGUAAAGCACAUGGGGAGGACCUACCGGAAGACUGCGGAUGAGAUCAAGAGUAACACCAUCUCAGUAUUUCUGAUAGUGCUGAUCUCUGUAGUUGCUGGAUCUCUGGUGAUUGUGGCUGUAAUUGUGAAGAUUUGUACCUGCUGGAAACACAGAGUCUCAGUUCAUGAAGACGAGACUCAAGCUGCUGUUAAACGCUACAAACACACUGAAUUGAUGAAGGAAUCUGAAGUGACUGAAGUGAUUUACACGUGUUUCGACACAGAACGAUGAUCAAACUCUCUGUGAUUCUGUUCAUAACUGCAUCUGGCUUUAAAUACUAUUACUGUUUCAAAUACAACUGAAGAUAUCAGUUUUGUCAGAAUAUUUUCAGGUGAUGUUUGACAGGCUUGUGAUCCUGAAUGAUAGAUACUGCAGAUUAACAAAGAUUGCUUUGCUUACACUGGAUAUUUGUUUCUGUCUGUCUGCCUUUAUCAAUAAAGUUUUCUCACUCUG